AUGGCCAUCCCAUCACUUGAAGCUCUGGUUUACGGUACCACACUCUUUAAUCCUCGCCCUCACUUCUCGUCGUCCCCCAACGUAAAAAAGCUUCGAGCAAGCGACAUCAUCUGGCACCAGGACGCAAUGGCUCGUCUGGAACGGGUACUCGAGAGAUUGUUUGGUGGUGAAAUACCAGUCAUUGAACUAGAGGAGACGAUCAUAGCACAUCCCCAAGAACAUCCCCCGCGUUCUGGUUCUGAGGAAAAGGGCGAUUGGAAUCUUGCUCGCCGUGGUAUGCCUGUAGAAAUACCCUUCACUUGCUUCACUCUCGGCAUGCCACGCGCGUAUGGCCCUACGUCGUUUGCUGUCUGGAACAGCGGAUGGGAGCGCUUUGAGAUUGCGAUGUGGAUGAGCAAGAUCGUGGCUAAACCAUCACCUAUCCUCAUGCUCACCGCAGUUGGUCAUUUCCUCGAUUCAUAUUCCACAAUUCCGGGAGUACGCAUCGGGAGCGACUUGCGUGCUUAUCAACGCUCCUUGCCUGUCACCCAUCGGCUGGCCGUCUUGAGUUUUGUGGGGAUGGGAAGGGGAUGGUUUUACGCUCUGGUGUUCAUCUACGGUGAAGAGAAUGGAGAUGAGCCAGCUGUGACUGAGAAGGUGGGUAUUCUCAGGGUACCACUCGAGCUAGUCGGCCCUUCUGUCAUCAACCCCGAGUACGAGGACGAGUUGGAUCUGGUGUCGAAGAAGAACGAUUGGACGUACUUUGACGAGGAAAGGAAUGUGGAUCUCAUGCUUGCCCUCCCCAGUACACACCCAUGUCCUGCAUGGGAGAUCGAUCUGUACGACCCACCAACUAACGCCAGGCUCAGUCACCGCCUACGUGUUGAGGGAGGGGAGAUGCUGUCACGGCGUAUCAGUGCAUGA
Messenger RNA from Stereum hirsutum FP-91666 SS1, 903 nucleotides. RefSeq lists its product as uncharacterized. Bases 1 to 903 code for a protein of 300 amino acids. NCBI's taxonomy places the organism in Eukaryota, Fungi, Basidiomycota, Agaricomycetes, Russulales, Stereaceae. The record is from RefSeq and is a predicted model, not a curated record. The transcript has 3 exons.